Molecule: messenger RNA, 525 nt
Organism: Rotaria sordida
Lineage: Eukaryota; Metazoa; Rotifera; Eurotatoria; Philodinida; Philodinidae
Source: the annotation of a GenBank genome assembly
AUGUCAAUUUCAAGUACCAGUCAAAGACGUUUAUUUAAAGAUUUACAAAAAAUUCGUUCCGAAGAAUUACCAGGUAUUAAUGCAACACCUAUUGACAAUGAUAUGCAUGUAUGGAAUGCUUUAAUUGAUGGACCAGCUGAUACAUGUUAUGAAGAUGGAUUGUUUACAUUAAGAAUGGAAUUUGCAGAUACUUAUCCAUUAACACCACCUAAUGUUCGAUUUACAUGUAAAAUGUUUCAUCCAAAUGUUUAUGCUGAUGGUAGUAUAUGUUUAGAUAUAUUACAACGAAAUUGGAGUCCAACUUAUGAUGUAUGUGCUAUAUUAACAUCGAUUCGUUCAUUAUUAAAUGAUCCAAAUCCGAAUUCACCAGCUAAUAAUGAAGCAGCUAAAUUAUUUGUUGAAAAUCGUCGUUUAUAUGAAUCAAAAGUUCGUAAAUUAGUUGAAGAAUCUAUUAUAGCUGAUCAAACAAAUAAUGAUUUAAAGAUGACUGAUGAUCAAAUACAAACAAGUGAUAAAUCAUCUUGA